Messenger RNA from Trematosphaeria pertusa, 1149 nucleotides. RefSeq names its product glycoside hydrolase family 16 protein. NCBI's taxonomy places the organism in Eukaryota, Fungi, Ascomycota, Dothideomycetes, Pleosporales, Trematosphaeriaceae. Gene Ontology annotation, molecular function: hydrolase activity, hydrolyzing O-glycosyl compounds; glycosyltransferase activity. Gene Ontology annotation, biological process: fungal-type cell wall organization; carbohydrate metabolic process. The record is from RefSeq and is a predicted model, not a curated record. The transcript has 2 exons. Gene Ontology annotation, cellular component: fungal-type cell wall. Bases 1 to 1149 code for a protein of 382 amino acids.
AUGUCCCACGCCCUCGAUUCCUGCGUCCCCAACCCCGUGUGCAAGUCCGGCAAGUACAAGUUUGACUCGAUGGACGACGUCCAGAGCAUCGACAAAUACCUCGGUGAUGCGUCCAAGGCCAACUGGCAGUCGCAGGGCAUGCCCGUGCCAUACAACGACGGCGAAGGCGUACUCUUGACCUUGGCCGAGGAUACUUCGGGCACACUGCUGGCAUCGACAUUCUACGUAUGGUACGGAAAGAUUUGCGCCAACAUGACUUCCAGUCAGGGCAAGGGCGUGGUGACGGCCUUUAUCCUCAUGUCUGACGUUAAGGACGAGAUUGACUUCGAAGUCGUUGGCAUCGACGUUGGCCACGUGCAGUCCAACUUCUACUCGCAGGGUAUCACAGUCUACACAAACAGCGCGAAUCUGACGGUCGAAAACACCGUUGCACCGCACACAUACUGCGUCGACUGGAAGCCCGACGAGCUGACCUGGUCCGUCGAUGGCGAGGACUUGCGAACUGUCCAGCGCUCCAAGACCUGGAACGCAACUUCGAACCGCUUCGAUUACCCGCAAACCCCCUCCCGCAUCAUGCUUUCGCUCUGGCCCGCCGGCAUCUCCAAGAACGCAAAGGGCACAAUCGACUGGGCUGGCGGUCUGAUUGACUGGAACUCGCAAUAUAUGCAGAAUGGAUACUACUACAACCUGGUCACCUCAGUGGACGUGGACUGCUACGACCCGCCGGAGGGCGCCAACGCCCAGGGAGACAAGAGCUACGUGUACAAGGAUGCCAAGAACCCGACGAACAACACGGUCGAGAUCUCGGACGAUAUCGUCGUCCUCGGCUCGCUGAUGGGAACUGGCGAGGAUCCCGGUGAGGCGUCCGCGUCUACCAGCGGGGCCGCGCCUACGCGCUCCGUUGCCAUGGUCCCUGGUGGCAAUCCCGGUGGUGGCGCUCGCCAGGAAACUGUAGCUGCUACUGGUGCCGCUGCAACCGCGACCGGUGGAGCUCAACAGACUGGUGGAGCUAGCAGCGGCGGCUCAGGCAGCUUUGACCAGGGCAAUACCAGUGGCAACGGUGUCGCAUCUUUGGAGCCCGGCCUCGGAAAGAUUGGCGGCUCCGCGCUUGCCAUCGUGGUUGCUAUUCUCGGUCUCCUUGUGCUGUGA